Mycena citricolor is the source of this 1149-nucleotide messenger RNA. The record is from the annotation of a GenBank genome assembly. Lineage: Eukaryota; Fungi; Basidiomycota; Agaricomycetes; Agaricales; Mycenaceae.
CGGCACUGCUAUCUCCUUCCCACCAGCCAUGAUCCCUCACCUGCCCCCAGAGCUCAUCCACCUCAUCCUCUCGAAUGUAUAUUAUCUAAACUUUCCGUGGGACACACCGGAUUAUCGCACCCUUGCCUCUUGUUGCCUUGUGAACUCCGAUUGGAGAACAGCUUCCCAACCCUUGCUGUUCUAUCGCAUAUCGCUCACAGUCGUCAGUUCGUUUGGAAGGUUCGUGGGUAGCAAAUUUGGGCGCCAAAUCUGCUGUCCCAUGUUCGCUCUUUGUCGCUCUCUCUCUGUGGCCCUCGGCAUUCGAAGGACCCCGGACUGGUAACAGUGCCAAGUAUGGUGGAGAUGAUGAGCUCAUGCACUCAGCUCUACGAGUUGAUAUUGUACUCGAGCCGCCUCUUUUCGCUUGGCCCUCAUGAUCUCGAACAGAUCGAAUCUCUUGUCACGUCGUCCUCGUGGAAGAUUCGCUCGCUCCGCUUGAUGGAAUGCAGCUCACAAUCUCCUAUCUUGUACGAACUAUUAUCGGUCUUUCCAGACGUCCAAUUCUUAGUGCUGGGAAUCGAGCUUUCUGCUGCUCCACCGCUGUGGACUCCGGCUGUUGAGCUGUACGAAUUGAAGCUCCACAGGACCCUGCCUUCGGAGGUUCUAGUUUGGCUAUUGUCGUCGUCCCGACAGUCCUUGCGGAUUCUCGAGCUGCGAGAUCUUCCAAGUGCAUCCACCGCACUUGACCUCGUGCCAUGCUUUCCAAAUCUACAGUCUCUUCGACUGAUGCGGUUCAACUCACACUCUGCUGCCAUUUUGCUGCAGUGCGCGAAUCUCGUGGAGCUGGUCCUGCUUAAUGUGCCCACCAUCUUCCCAUUACCCCCGCUGCCUGCAUCAUUACAACAUCUAUACCUCCCUAUCCAGACAUAUAGUACUGGUAUCGACAUCGAGUCGGUUCUCCGCGCUGUCAACUCCGACAACCUUCCCAAUCUGCGGAUCCUCAGUUUCACUGGAGCCUCCGAUCAGGCCUCUCCUCUUCAGGCUGCCUGCUUGUCUAAGAACAUCAAUUUUCGGGCCUCCCCAUCUAAAUCUUGGACGAAUGAUGACCCCGUGAAGACGCUGCAUUUCCCUAGGAGGAAAUCAAUUUCCAAUUUCCUUCUCAUGAGAUAG